Molecule: messenger RNA, 1776 nt
Organism: Micropterus dolomieu (smallmouth bass)
Lineage: Eukaryota; Metazoa; Chordata; Actinopteri; Centrarchiformes; Centrarchidae
Gene: slc50a1
Product: solute carrier family 50 member 1
Exons: 6
Coding region: 148-807 (219 amino acids)
Biological process (GO): carbohydrate transport
Cellular component (GO): membrane
Molecular function (GO): sugar transmembrane transporter activity
Source: RefSeq, a predicted model, not a curated record
CUGACUGCAAACACGGAAACAUAGUGACGCCAGUGUAGUUAUAUUCAGUUUUUGAUUUCCUGCAAUUUAAGCAUCCGUGAUUGAAAGCACGACUUUGUACGUAAAAUACAUAAUCGGUUUGUGUGUUUGAUUUCUUUCUCCCGUUUUAUGGAUUUGUUGCAGCUUCUGUCAUGGGCCUGCAUCCUGUUCACGGUCGGGAUGUUCUCAACUGGACUGACCGACCUGAAGAAGAUGCGAGAGUCCAAAAGUGCUGACAAUAUCCAGUUUCUCCCUUUCCUCACCACAUGUCUUAAUAACCUGGGCUGGUUGUAUUAUGGGAUCCUGAAGAAAGACCAAACGAUUUUCCUGGUCAACGUAAUUGGAGCCCUACUGCAGAUCCUCUACAUCUUCAUGUACCUCAACUACACAAAACAAAAGAGGCUGGUGAUGUCCCAGACCCUAGCAGCAGGGACGGUGCUGAUCUGCUGUUGGUUCUACUUCACCACCUUUCUCCCUGAGGGAGACACCCGGCUCAGCCAGCUAGGCCUCACCUGCAGUGUGGUCACAGUCAGCAUGUACCUGUCCCCGCUCACCAACCUGGUGGAGAUAGUGCGUAGUGGUAAUGUUCAGUGCCUGUCCUUCCCUCUGACUGUAGCCACCUUCUUCACUUCAACCUCCUGGGUCCUCUACGGCCUCCAGCUAAACGACUACUAUAUUGUGGUUCCAAACACACCUGGAAUCUUUACCAGCCUCAUUAGAUUUUAUCUGUUUAGGAGAUUUACGUCCGUAAAUCAAAGCUCGCCUUCCUAUAAACCUAUGCAUAUAUGAGGAUAUGGAGGGGGGGUAUGACAGUGAAAGGAGAUGACAGAUCUGUUGACUCCACGGAGGGCUACUGUAAAGGUCUCUCAUCACUCGUUUUGGAUUUUUAAUCAUACGGAGAGACAAGAGUUAUAUGGAGAGAAACACACUGUCACUGGACAACAUCAUUGACGAAGUGGAGAUAAUUUCUUGUGUUUCGGGGAGGUACAUCAGUUAAUUAGUGGGAAAAUAUGAUCUCUUCAAUUCAGUUUAACUAUUUUUUGUCUGCAGCUAUUUGUUAAACCUGUGACCUGUGUCUCAUCUCUGUGUCCUUCAAGUGCCUUCUGUUAGAUCAUGUUUGCCAUUAAAGACAAAUGGCAUUUGCUGAUCUACCAGUAUGUCAGGAGACUUGCUACCUGCCAUUGAAUCUCCUUCUCAUACCAGCCAAAGAUUUUGUGGAGUUGUAACUUGCUGAUUUUAAAAUUACAUAUAGUUACUCUGGUCCUUGGUACCCAUGUAUAGAAUAAGGUACUAUAUGGUUUCAUAUUUUUCCCAGUUUCAUUUUGGUACUUGUGCCUCCGUUUUACCAUACAGACGAAUAUUUAGUCAUAUCAGUGGCCGUAAAUGAUAUAAUCAGAAUUGUUUUCUAUAUUUCUGUUUUCUAUUCUUUUUGUUCUAUACAGAAUUUGUAUGUUGGCUUAUGUCCAAGAUCCAACAUUGUCUACCUAUAUUGUUAAAGCUAUUUUUAUAAGCUCUUGUAUAUGAGAUUAUAUCAAAUAAGAAAAUAAAUUAACACCAUAGGGUUUGUUUACAAGAAUGUAUGUUUAUUUUUCUGGUGACUGCUUGUCAUGGCUAAUUCUUGGUUGUCUCCUCAUUUUCUGUAAUAAGGACAUAUGUUGUGCAAAUUAAACAGCCAAGCAUCAGUGCUGAUUGACUCCCUUCUAAAGGAUGUAAGAUCUUUAAACGGGCCAUGUAAAUAAAUUUUUACCUUAAACAUCA